AAUACGGACUACGGAGCCGGAGCCGGGUGUGAAUUUAUGGUGACGAAAUUUUAACUUUUUGACUCGGUAAUUAAUGUUUAAUAAAAUACAGAGGAUGUAAUUAAUUAUUAUCUUUGUUGUGAAACAAAGAUAAUAAUUAUGGACACAUCCAAGAGCAGUGAAACAAUCAAUCGUUUGCUGAAUCAACACGAUAAAAAGCAACUACGUGUCCUUUUAAAAAGUGAAGAAAUAUAUAGCUGCCGAAUCUGUACAAGAGGAUAUUUGAAAAAUGUUGACUAUAAGAAGCAUAUAUUGUUACAUAUAACAAGUGCCUUUAUUAAAUUAAGAAAGCAAAAAAUAUAUAGAUGCAAAUUAUGUCCAGCUGGCUUUCGUAAAAGUGAUGAAAAAAAUUUACACUUACUUGAUCAUGCUAAGGAAAGUUUUAUGAAAAAUCGUAAGGAAAAAGAAAUUGCAGAUAAACAUUAUUAUAACAAAAAUAUAGUUAGAAAACAUGAAUGUCCGGAUUGUUGUAGGAAAUUUACCUCUAUUAAUGUACUGGAAGAACAUUCAAAGCUGCAUAAGCCAUUUCCAUAUCCAUGCUUCUGUGGUAUUGCAUACCUAAGAGAAGUUGAUUUUAAAGGCCACCAAAAGCUUAUCCAUGGUAAUAACAAUAACCAGUUAAUAACAAAAACUGUUAAGGAAGAAGCAGCCAAAAACACGCCAAUAGUAAAAACAAAAUCAAUUAAACAUAUUGCUAAGAAAAUCAAGAUAAAAAUAAAACAUGAUACAAAUGUAAAUGUGGAGUGUUCAGUUUGUUGUAAAAUUGUUAAAAAAUAUUAUCUACCUCGUCAUAUGGAUAUACAUUCAGAUAAUAAGGCAUUUAAAUGUAAUAUUUGUGAUCAAAGUUUUCGGCAAAAUAGUGGCUUGUACAACCACAUGUCCGUACAUAAACCGAGACAUGAACUUCCCUGCCAGUAUUGUGACAAAGUGUUUAAAUUCAAACACAAUUUGAUUAACCAUUUAAACACACACACUGGUGCAAAACCUCAUGUGUGUAAGUUUUGUAAUAAACCAUUUGCCGAUCAAUCUGCUUUAGUGAGGCAUGAACGAAUUCAUACAAAGGAAUAUAAAUAUUUUUGUGAUAUAUGUGACAAAAAAUUUACAGAUAAAAGUGGUUUAAUUGGGCAUAGAAUAGGACACGGUGAAAAACAAUAUGAUUGUGAGAUAUGUAAUAAGUCAUUUCUUACCAAAUAUAAUUUAAUGAAACAUUUAAUAAUUCAUACUGAAGUAAAGAAAUUUGAAUGCGACUUUUGUAAUAGUAAGUUUACAUUGAAACAAUAUCUUUUUCUGCAUAUAAAAACAUGUAAGAUCAGAAAAGCACAAUCAAAGGAAUAAUAUUUUAAGGAAACUUGUGGAGUGUCUCUCUUUGAACACCGAAAUAGUAACCAAUGGAGAGUCUGAAUUUGGCUACAAAUAUUUUCAGCAAGAUUUACCUCAUUUCUUUGUUUCAAAAUAAAUUUACUGAUUAAAAUAUUUUAAUUA
This is a messenger RNA of Pieris brassicae (large cabbage white), 1521 nucleotides long. RefSeq names its product zinc finger protein Xfin-like. Bases 139 to 1374 code for a protein of 411 amino acids. The record is from RefSeq and is a predicted model, not a curated record. The transcript is spliced from 4 exons. Gene Ontology annotation, cellular component: nucleus. NCBI's taxonomy places the organism in Eukaryota, Metazoa, Arthropoda, Insecta, Lepidoptera, Pieridae.